This is a messenger RNA of Dromiciops gliroides (monito del monte), 588 nucleotides long. RefSeq names its product whey acidic protein-like. The coding region runs from base 1 to 588 and encodes 195 amino acids. Gene Ontology annotation, cellular component: extracellular region. The record is from RefSeq and is a predicted model, not a curated record. Gene Ontology annotation, molecular function: peptidase inhibitor activity. NCBI's taxonomy places the organism in Eukaryota, Metazoa, Chordata, Mammalia, Microbiotheria, Microbiotheriidae. Gene Ontology annotation, biological process: innate immune response; antibacterial humoral response. The transcript is spliced from 5 exons.
AUGCAGUCAGUGCAGAUUUUGACCUUGGUCCUGCUGGCCCUAGGAGCAUGGGCUGCUCAGAAUUCAAUAGAGAAGGCUGGGUACUGCCCAGACUUCCACCAGGUCUUGUCAGACAAAACUGAUUGUAAACGGAUGUGCAGCGAUGAUUUCAGCUGCCCCCAGAACCUGAAAUGUUGCCAACGGGGCUGCAGCUGGCUGUGUAUGAACACCACCCUAGAAAAGGAUGGUAUGUGCCCCCUGUUAACCUCUUCUUCCUCCUCUGAGGAGCACCAGCUCUAUCGGCUUUGCGAUAAGAAGUGCAAGACUGACCUGGACUGUGAUGGGGAAGCUAAAUGUUGUCUUAGCUCUUGUGGCCGCACCUGUUCCGUGCCUAUCAAAGCUAAGCCUGGUCAGUGUCCUGCUGUGGCCGAGUUUUGCCCCAAGAAUAAACCCUGGGUCCACACCUGUCGGAAAGAUCAUCAUUGCAAGGGAAGACAAAAGUGUUGUUUCUCUGGCUGUGGUCGUAGGUGUAUGGAACCUUUCCUGGAGGAGCAAGAAGCAGUAACCAGAAGCUUUCGUCAGGAGGAAAGCACCGUCCUAGCCCUUUAA